Molecule: messenger RNA, 1544 nt
Organism: Castor canadensis (American beaver)
Lineage: Eukaryota; Metazoa; Chordata; Mammalia; Rodentia; Castoridae
Source: RefSeq, a predicted model, not a curated record
CUAGUACUGUAAAAAACCAAACCAAAGCAAAACAUUUUGCCCAGGAGGUAACAGGUUUAGUUUCUCUCUCUCUCUCUCUCUCUCUCUCUCUCUCUCUCUCUCUCUGCCCAGUUUGAAACCCUCCAUCCUCCUGCCUCUGUCUUCCAAAUGCUGGGAUUACAGAUAUACAGCACCAUGCCCAGAAAUAGCCUGUCAUUCUUAGUGGCAAAAAAGUGAGUAUAAAGUGUCUUUAAGUCACAUGACCUGUCAGGGAGGCAGAAGGACGGAGAGGGAGGCUAGGGCUGAUGCUUGGUUCUGCCAUUUCAGAGCGGGAUGACCUUGGACAAAUCACUUUACCUCCUGAGCUUCUGUCUUCAUAUCCAUAAAACAGGAAAUACUAAACUUGUCUCACAAGGUAAUUGUGAGAUUAAUGAAAGAACAGGAGUGUAGGGUCAUUCAGUGCCCUACCUGUCUUUGCUUGAUCCAGGAAUCUAUGUUCUCAGUCCAGGAACAACCACACAAUUUAAACACUCUUCUACAAUGCCACCCUCCUCAUCUUUUACCAGCCCCCUGUCCGACCAGGGGAGCUGUAAAUCUACUGCCUCUUCGCCAGAUCCUUCUCUUUAGCCCAGCCUGCUUUGACUUCUCUCUGCUCUCCCUCAAAUAUCAAUAAACCAACUCCUUUCCAUUGCAGGUCCCAAAUUCACUACAAUACUUCAGGGUUCUUCUGAAGUCUCCCAGAGCCAGCUUGAAAAUGGAGUAAUGCGCCUACACUUUGGUGAAGGCAGGCCCUUUGGGUCUGUGAAGCGUGGACUCUGUGAGAGCUGAGCCUGGGGUCUCUCCAGAGCAGGAUGGCCCAGGAUCUUAGUGAGAAGGAGCUACUGAGGAUGGAGGUGGAACAGCUGAAGAAGGAAGUGAAGAACCCGCGAGCUCCGAUUUCCAAAACAGGAAAAGAAAUCAAGGAUUAUGUGGAGGCACAAGCAGGGGCAGACCCUCUUCUCAAAGGCAUCCCUGAGGACAAGAAUCCGUUUAAGGAGAAAGGCACCUGUGUCAUAAGCUGAGGGCCUGGCGUCAGGAGCCCUGAGCCAAAGUGUCCUGGGACACCUGGGAAGCAGUGAAUACUCCCCUCCUCUUACAGCAGAAAGAGUAAAGAUAUGGAAUGAAAGCCUUGUGAGUCUGUUCCCAGUCUUAUGUUCCACUCUUUCCCUCCAGUUGGCUUCUCCACCUGCUGGGUCAUGGCUAACCCCACCUAGGAACACCCCCAAGGGGCGCUUUGCUGCCUGAGCAGGUGGCACAUGGGUGGCAGGGCAGGCAGAGCCUGUAAUACUUGAAGCCCUAGAGGGCAGUGCUCGGAAGCAUUCACUCCUCCUAGAACCUGUCUCCAUUCUUCCCCAACCUCCUCUUCCCAGGUAAAAAGCAUUGGGUUGGGGACUGGUAUUGGAGGGCAGGUCCUUUCUCCCAUCCCAUGUCCUGUCCUGAGAUCUCCUUCCUAGUCAUCUAGAUCACUCCAGAUGGCCUGAUGACAAAAAACAAUUUGCAAAGUCAGGAUUUCAGGAUUGAUUUAA